This is a messenger RNA of Camellia sinensis, 1219 nucleotides long. The record is from RefSeq and is a predicted model, not a curated record. NCBI's taxonomy places the organism in Eukaryota, Viridiplantae, Streptophyta, Magnoliopsida, Ericales, Theaceae.
CGCAACAGUUUCUUCUUUUCUUCUUCUCUCUUUUGUGAUUUACGCUGUGUCCGUCUCUCUCUCUCUCUCUCUCUCUCUCUCUCAGAACGAUAAACACCUCAUCGGCACAACCUUUGUGUCUCCUCCUCUUCCCCGAAUUCGGAUCCUCUUCCCCAAUAGACACCCACCCUAUUCGCUAUAGACGAUGCUCUUCAUUUCCCGUACAACCUUUCGAAACUCAUUGGCUUGGGAAAGACCUGCAAUUUUGGUGGCAAGCGAUCGAUUAUGCUCGGUUGCAUCACAGUACGAUUACAUUCUUCAAUUUCUCCAAACCAGAGACCGCAGCUUCUCGCUGGAGUCGAGUCAGGUUGAAUGCUUCCAAGGUUGGUAAGGGUUUGUCCAAAGACACCAAAGCACAAAAAUUGGCUUUCCAACACUGGAUUGAAGCUUCUAUGGGACUACACAAACAUCGUAAUGAAUUUUCUCUGUGGACCCCAAACAUCGGAUAGUUGUUCCACUUUGAAUUUUGAGUGGCUCCGAUUCUUCAAUGUGGUCACCACUGGCAGUGCAAAACAAAGUCUUUUCCAUGAUGAAAACCGUGCCAAUCUUUUUGAGGUUGAGCCUGCGUCUCGGAUGCUUCUUAAUACUGAUAAUGGUACUCCUAUGCCUCAGGUGGGAGGUGCUUUAAGACUACCAUUAAAGAGCUUGAAUAAGAGUUGUAAAGUGUUCCAGGGGGGCAAUGUUGGUCAUCUGCAUAAACUGCUGGGUAUAGAGUCAAGUUCAGAGGUUCUUUAUGUUGGGGAUCACAUAUAUGGAGAUAUUUUACGCAGUAAAAAGGUUCUAGGAGUUGCUGGCUGGGGAGUUGGAGGAAUUGAAGCAGAGGCUAUAAUGCUUGGCCAGGUGCAAAAGAAAAUGCAGCCUCUGCUUCUCCAAAACCUGCUGCUGCUGGUAAUAGUAACUGCAAUGUAUGUACGCCCCCCCAAAAAAAAGAGUAAAUUUUUGAGUUUUUAUUUAUUUAUUUAUGGGUACCUAGAAUUAUGGUUCAACAGUAAUAAUAAUAUACAUUCACAAAAAGAUCGUACACAAGCUGUAUUGAGAUUUUAUCAUUUUUAAAUACUGUGCUCAUUAGUGACCUCCUAAUUACAAUGUCAUUGACACUGAGCUGCUAUGGCAUCUAAUUGUUAACAGGAAAGUUACUUCCAAAAGGAUUAAGAUCAAGCAGAAAUGAUUAAUGCUCCCA